Molecule: messenger RNA, 8500 nt
Organism: Bemisia tabaci
Lineage: Eukaryota; Metazoa; Arthropoda; Insecta; Hemiptera; Aleyrodidae
Product: RANBP2-like and GRIP domain-containing protein 5/6
Molecular function (GO): protein binding
Source: RefSeq, a predicted model, not a curated record
UUAGUUCUAAAUUUUGCAAAUUUUCGAAAUUUUUCUGUUUUCGGUUUUACCUAUUGUUAAUUUUUUUUUGUUCAAAUGUCAGAAUUUUAGUGCAAAAAUAUGUCUCCUAAAACGAAAGUCGAUGUGGAUCGAUAUGCAGAAGAUGUUUUUCGUAAAUGCCUUUCAGAUCACGAUAAAAAAUUGAAAUCUCUUGUCAUUGGAAAACUAUAUCUGUCAGUCAAGGCCUAUGAUAUUGCUGUUCGCCACUUCCAAGCUUUCCUAUCUGUCAAUGAGAACUCACCUGAGACUUACAAGUUGAUUGGCAAAUGUUUUCAACAGUUGGGAAAACCAGAAAAAGCAAUUGUGUCUUACAAACGUUCAUUAGAACUAGAACCACCUCAACCAGCACUUGUAUUACUCAUCUGUGAGUUGAUCAGCAGUAUGAAUUUAGCAGAUGUUGGCAUCAACUCGGCUCGUCACUGGUAUGAGAAGGGCAGUGAAUUAUUUCCCAACAAUGCAGUUAUCACCAAUCUCAGACAAAAAAUUGUUAUUGCUGAAAAUAAGGAUCCCAAAGCUGUAGAAAACUUCUACCUGUCGGAAUUAAGAUCCAAUCCAAAUGAUGAGAUUCUCCUCAUUAACUUACUGAAUUUAUACGUGAGCUCCAAACAAUUCGCUGCAGCUCACAAGAAAAUAAUUGAGUACCAAGGAAAUCCAGCCCUUCAUCAAAGUUUGGAAUGGCACAGGUGUCUUAGAAAAGUCUAUAAGCUUUGUCUUCAAGACAUCUCAUCGGAUCAGGUGAAUACAGGAGAUUUUUUGCUAGAGGCUGUUGCAGCAAGUGAUAAUCAUCUGUCCAUCUUGCACCGUUUCAAAAAUGAUGGAUUGCUUGAUGAAGCUUUAUCUGUCUUGCAGUCUUUUGAUCAGUUGUUGUCAAAACUCUGCUCAGUGUCCAGUUUGAGAGGUCCAGUUGAUAAAGACAUCCAAAGGCAUUAUCAGGCGCAGUUGUCCUUUCAUAUAGCUGUGCUAACUUUAAAAAAGCUCAUAAAAGAAGAAGCAUCAGAAAAAGACGCCAAGGAACUUGUGGCCCCAAGCCUAUUACUAGCUCAGGCCUCACCUUUUGACUUAGAAUCACCUCAUCUAUCCUCUCUUGACUCAAAAUAUCGAGCCAAAAUGAGAUACAUUGUAGAUGAUGCUACCUUUCGCCUGAUUCAAGCGAACUUAACUCUCAGAAAUUGGUUCAAGGGUGCAGCAGAAGACAAAAUAAUUACCAGCAUCAGCAAUGGAUAUUCCAAUGAGACCCGAAGCCGGAUAUUUUCAAAAAUUUUCCCACAGGGAGAAGCUGGGCUAUCAUCUUGCUGGCUCCGGUCUAGUGUUUUUGAGAAACUACCGCAACGGCUACUGAGUCUCUCUGAAGUUGUAACAGAAUCAAACCUGUUUGCUUAUGAAAGGCGUAGCGCACACUCCUAUCAUGACCUUGUGUGGCUGGGGGUUCAAACUCUGUUUCUAAAUGUGUCACCUGGUAAUUUAGUUUUGCCAAAAAUUUUCAAGUGCCAGAAUUUUCCAUCUCUGCCCCUUUCAUCUCAAAAUCUCAAUCUUGUCUCCGUGGAAUCUUUGAGCAAGCUUGAUGCUGACAGUUUUCUUUAUUUGUCGGUCUUCUCAUCGUAUCUUUCAUUAGUUGAAUCCAAAGCUGCAUGGCAUGAAAGUCUUCUUUCGGAUGUCAUACCAUCUCUAGCAACAGACAAACAGCUUCAGUUUUGGGCAGCAGUUCAGAAGAGUCGGAAAGGUGAGCUUGGCGAUUCCAUCGAUUCAAAAUCUAUACUUAUUAAAGGUGUAGAGACAGUGCGAUUAAUCGGGCAGCAUGGGCUGGAUUUGAGAUUGUUAAUCCUUGUUGCACGAACAUUUGAAGCGCAAGCACGCAGUGCCGCAAAGCAGCAAGAUGCACUGUACACCUCAGCCGUUGAGAAGCGUGCUUUCUUGUUUUGGAGUAAUAUCAUUCGAAAGUUAGAACUAGCUCAAGUGCAAGACGUCUACCAAAGUGCCAAUGCAUUUUUUCCGCACAAGUUCUCGCCUGUGAAAAGAAAUGAGAUCCCUGUGUUCUUGGAAGAAGGACGAUUCUUUGUGGCGUACAAGAAAAUGCGCAGUGAAAAUUACCAGGAAGCAUUAGAAGGGUUCAAGUCAUUAAGCAGCGCAGAGGCCGCAUUACAUGAGGCCCUGAUCUAUAAACGACUUGCACUGAACGAGAUCCGUAAUCAAGAGUGUGAUGAAAUUACAGCUGAGAUGCAUGCCAAGCAUAAUACAUGGCUCAUGAAAGCAAAGGAGGCACUUUGUAAGGCAGAAGAGCGAUUGGGAGAUCAAAUCAAUCAUCCAUUGCGCUCUGAACUUGGUUCACUUCUGGAGGAAAUAGAAGGCCGAUUGGUGCGCUAUGAUCGAGAUUCCAGGAAUGAAGAUGAGACAGAAAGCUUACCCUCUACAGUCGAUUCAAACAUUGAGUUAGACUCCAGCUUAUACCAGCCUAGAUCCUCCUUCAACUCAACCUCACAUGAUUUGGAUUUCCGGUCAAAAUCUGGAAACUUCACGCCACAACGCUCCUCCGAUGCUCAUUCAAAAGCACCUAACCUCAAAGAUUUGAUCGCCUCGCAGACAAAAAUGUUCAAUUUUUUGGAACAACUGUCCAAAAGAGUUGAAAAAAUAGAGCAGGAAGUGACCUUACUUGUGAAGAACACAAAAAAAACUGAUCAAAAGUUGCAAAGAACCUUGAUGCAUAUUUGCUCUAAUUCUAACCCUCUUUUCCAGACUCAGUUAGCAAAUUUGUUACUCCCCCAGUUCUUGCAGGCACCAAGCUUCUACCCUCAGGUAGUACCACCAUUGAUGCCUCAUUUUCUCCCCCCUGGAAUGCCAUCAUUUAUACCACCAGGCAUGAUGCCUCCAGUUCUUGUUCCUCCACAGCCUAAUUUGAAUGUUUCCCAACUUCCAAAUUCUAGCCUGUCCCACCUACUGCCAGGAACUUCUGGUGUAAUUCCAUCCUAUUCUAUCGCGAAUUCUUACACUCAAAGCAGCGGUGAAUCAACUAAUCCUCAAAUAUCCAGGCCUGAUUCUGUCACCAUCAGUGGGUCUCCAAUGCCUGCCCCCAAGUUAUCUUCUACUAGCUGUGGUCAACAGCCACCUGAAACUGGACAUAUUGUCAAGACGAAUACUUUCCCUGUUGGAAAUCAUGUGCUACCGAACAAUUCAUCUUCAAGCUGCAACGAACAGCCAGUUUCUUCUAAGCAGCCGCUUUUUAAGCCUAGUGCUCUGACAUCUGUUGUAACCUCUCAGAAUCAGCCGCUUUUAAGUUCCAGUCCUACCACUCUAUCAAUCUUAGGUCCUUCUGUGUCUCAGAGUCAGUCACAAUCAACUUUCAAGCCAAGCUUUAUGACAACCUCGGCAACAUCUGUCCCGUUUCAAUCCUCACAGACUGCACAGCCAACAGGAACCUCUGGAUUAGUGCCACCUCUCAAGCCGAGCACUCAGAAGGUAAUUGGUUCAACACUGAGUCAAGAUAUGUCACCAUCUGUUUUGUCCAAGUCAGUUUUAUCUUCAUCAAGCACCGUUUCAUCCAGUAACUCUCCAAGUAGCAUCAAAUCGCCUCUACCAUCGGAUGCAUCUUUCUUUAAUGGAGUAGCAACACCCCAAGGAGAAAGCACUCCAGUCAAAUUAGCACCAGCAAAUGGUGUUCUAACUGCAGCAAGUGCACAAAAAGUUUCAGAAUCACUGUUUAAUCUUUUAACAAAACCAUCUUCAGCUGCUAAUUCAAAUCCAUCAAUUUCGGCAUCUGCUGCCUAUUCUUCUACAGAAUUAGCAGGCACAACGAAGUCUGCAACUCCAAUCCUAUCUAAACCAGACAAUACUCCAAAGUCACUUUUAAAAGAAACUCUACUAAAGUCUGUAGACCCAUCUACAAAGCCAACAAAUUUGUCUUUUAACUCAUUUGAAAGCUCGCCUCUGAGCGACAGAUUCUCGCUUGAGUUUGCCAAGCUUUCAAAAAAUUGUGAACUAAACUCCAAGAAGUCUGACUCAUUCAAAGGCUUUGAUGGACAAGGCUCAAAGUUGUUUGAUUCUCCAGCAUCAAUUAAAAACUCGAAUGGGAGUCCUGCAGGUGAUAGUGCAAAGGAGUUAAUGCCAACUGCUGAGUUCCAGCCCGUAGUAGCAUUGUCCCUAGCAAAGUCCCCUGUUCCACGUUAUCUCCACUCUCCAUCCCUUUAACGGAUUAAUUUGGACUUGUGACAGUAAGUGACAUCUUCAUCUUCCUCACCAGUUGUCGGAAUGAUUUCAUCUGGUAGGGGUAACACAGGCUGCAACAAGUGAGAGAAUAUUCAGAUCUUGGAAAAGUUCGAACAAAAUGAAAUUUUCGAUUGCAAUUUAGAUUAAAGCGGUAAAAUAACAGAUUUAACUGGAAUGAACUUAACUACAUCAGAUAUUGCCUGAUUUCCUCUCAUACUCUUUAUUCCAACGAAAAAUUAAGCAACGUUCCACCUUGAAAAUGUGUGUGUACCAGCAUAAUCUAAGGAAAAUUUACAGAAAGGUUCAAGGCAAUAUUUUGUUGAGUAUUCUCAUAAAAAAAUUAAACAUGAGAGGAAAUUAGGCAAUACUAAUUUUAUUUUGGCUCAUUCUGGUUAAAGCUGAUCAAAUGUUCUUUGGUAAAUCUUUAGGUUUAGAGUGAUGCGUAACUGUUUUACCUACGAGGUUUAUCUGAGAUGGUCAGUGUUGACCAUCUCACACCACUGCACAGAUAAAUUAAACCAUAAGACAGCGAAUCACUUCAUAAUCUGAAUUUUGAUCGGGCUCUUCGAAAGAACUCUCUGGUGGUUUGAUAUUUAUCAUCUUUUUUGCGUCUUCAAUGGGAACAGAGAAUUUCUUGGCCUGAAGAAAAACAAAUAAACAAUUCUUAAAGUAACGGAAAAAUAAAGAAAUGCAACUAAGUAAGGGAUGCAGAAAAGAGAACCCAUAAAACCAAUUACAGCAAAGUUAAAGCAAGAGAGUUUGAAUUUCAACAAAAUAAGCUCUCUGAAAUUUUACUGAGCAUUGAAUAAAGGUAAAAUCGUUACGUAUCACUCUAAACUCAAACAAUUACCAAAGAACAUUUGAACAGCUUUACCCGGUAAUCAAUACAUCCAACUAUUUUUUUCCAUUUUUCGUUCCAGAACUCUCAACCUCUCAAUGGUGCUGGCUGGGUAGCCUCUUAAAGGAAGGCUCAAUCCUAGAAGAAAAGUGUUGUUGUCGUUUUAAUGUGUUUUUUCUUUUUUUAAUACCUACUGUAUUUUAAGCUUAAUGAAUUUCUGUGUCCUGGUUGCUUCGGCUGUGAUGAUUAAAUGUUUUCUAGUUUUUAUAUUAGCCCAUUUCUCGUACCGUUGAUAAUUAUUUGUAGGUACAGUAUUUAAAAAUGAAAUUCAGUAGAUAAUUAAGUGUUUCCUAGUUUUUCUAUUAGCCCAUUUUUUGUACCUUUAAUUAUUAUUUGUACCGUAUUUUAAAGUGAAAACCGAGUUGAAAUAAUCUUCUUGUCCACAUGGAUUUAUCUUUCUUCGAAAAACUGUUGAAUAUUCUACAGAUUUGUUGUCUUUUGCAGUACUAAUUUAUAACACAUUUUACGAGCAGUCCUCAGAUUGAAUGCAUUUCUUUCAAGGAAAUUUUACACAAAUAAUGUUUUUGAAAAAGGAAAAUUCUACGAUAAGCCAUGAUUUCAAUUUUAUUCUGACUUAGUCCGUUGUUAAGGGAAUAACUGUAUUUCUUUUUUUUUUUUUUCAACUAAAAAAUUUUAAUUUAACCUCGAAUAUUAAAGGAAAAUAAAUUAUUUCAUCCUGCUUUUACAGACAUGUGGAGCUAUAUUUGAAUCACCGUCUUUUCUGCCAUACCAGCUCACACUGAAUUAUGUCUGUUAUUUUGAUAAUUCUGCAUUCAUUUUCAUCUCUUUAUUCCCCGUAAUACUUUAUUUUCUUCAAUAAAGCAGAAAAUGAGGUUGAAAAACUUACUUUUCCUCUAGUUGUUUAGCCUUUGUUGAUGUAUGAAUUUUAAUAGUAACUUUUUGAGCCCCUAACCUCAUAGCAACAAAAUUAAAAGAAAUAAAAAUUUCCUAUCAUUAUGCUGCAUUUUUUUUUUUUUUUUUACAAAUGCCGUAGACCUCUUGGCGCUCAAAGGCAUAAUCAGAGGCAUAGGAAUACUUAAACAAGAGAAACUACAAAUAAUUAAACAAACAAGAAGUGCAACUAAAAGCAAAUCAGCACAAUGACUUAAAGGUUAAAAAUAAGCUGAAUAAACUACCAAUGUCUACCAUAUCAAAAAACGACAAGAAGUUAAGCCAGAUGAGAAAUGAUAAACAUUGAUUGCACAAAAAUCAAUUUUAAAUAAUUACUUCAAGUUGCAAAAUUUAGUCCUAUAAUACAUUCCCUGGGUUUUUUAAACCCUUUAGCACAUUUAUGAAAUCUAUCCCAUCAUUUAACGCUUUCUUUUUGUAAGUACUCAUAAUUAAUCUAUCAGUUGAAUUUUUACAAAUUGUAACAUCUUGAUCUAAAUUAUCAAUACUGUGUCUAGAAUCUGUGUGUGAUACAUGUUUAUUUACAUUCAAGUUUGGUUUUUUAAUGCUUGUGGAAUCUAAUAUUAAUAUUUCUCUCUGUUUUCCCUAUAUAUUCGUCCAGACAGUCAUUACAUUUACGCAUCUAAACACCUGGUUUUUCAUAAAUUCCCAAUGGAGUGUCCUUUAAAUUAGAUUUAAAUGCAGACUGAUAACCAUUGUCUUUAAAAAUAUGGCCCAAUAUAUCACUUCUUCAAUUAAAAUAUCUUAAUAACACAUAUCUAUGAAGUUUUUUUAAUCGAAGCUACAUGGUCAGUUACAGACGCUUUAAGCUUAUGUUUCUUUGUAAUUGUUCUACUAGGCCUUUUAUUUUUAUACAAUUUAUAUGAUUACACCAAAGCUUUAUACAAACCAUGACUUGUCCUGGCCAUAUAUAUGCAAGUAUUUAUUCUUUGUCCUUAGAUUAACCAUUCCUUUGAGAAUUAUGACUUUAAUUUCAGAAGCACAGCAUCCUUUUUCUAGAUUCUUAUUAAUCCGUGUCUAUUCUACAAGGAUUGUCAUCCAAAACUGUCCUUGUAUUUUUUCAAAAGGAGUGCUCAUUAAAUUUUUGUGUCCUCUAGUAGUUGUAUGCAAUUGAUUUAUUUUUAUAUAUUUUUAAUGACAUUUUUGUAAUUUUUCUUGCAUAUAUGCUUUCUUUAAAAAAACCUUGUUCAAAAGUUCAUAUCAAAAAUUUUACAAACUGUAGAAAAACUAUUUUUACUCAAUAUACUUUGAUGAUGGUUUUCUUUCAAAUAAGUGGCGAAAAAGUCACAGUAUUAGAAAUACCUACAGAUCAAAAUACUGUCAAGGUGCGAAACCAUGUAUCUCCAUUGCAGUGUUUCAAAGUUUCCACGCCUAUUUUAUUUUUUUAAAGAGAAACACACCAAUUGUACAGCUUAAAGUUUAUGUAGAGUUAUAGUACAGAAGUCUGCUACUAUUGAAGAAAAAUCAGGGAAGUUUUCAAAAUAUUUUUCAUAGAGAAAAUAAGGAAUGACAGGAAGUCUGCAACUUCGCAAACGGAGUUACGUAGUUUCGCACUUUGGCCGUCGAUAUAUUAUUGGAACUUCUAAGUCAGUGUGAGUUGCUUUUUAUGGGGUUAAAUUGACUCAUAAGACUGUAUUUUAUAAUAUUUGUGAUUUAGGUACAAACAACAAGAUUCUUUAUUUUUCUAUUGCGUUUCUUGUAUCAGUUACUUUGAUGUAUUGUUUCACUAAGGUCUUGUUAGAAAGUAUAGUUUUGUUGUAUUAGUAUCUAGUUUUUUUUUCUUCCAAAGUUUAUUUCAGAACAGAAAGCAGCCUUAAUUUUAAAAGUUCAAUCACCAGCGUCAUUAAACUUUUAUCAAGUUACCUGGCUUGUUCUCCCAGUUCCUUCUCAAGUUCUUAGUCGACUGCUCUGCAUCCAAAAAAUCAUAAAGAGCUUUCAAAAAGACAAGCAAUGCUCUCUUAGAAGGAAUGAAAUGUGCAUUUAAGAACUUGCAGAACCGUUUUGCUCUCAGGAAAGACCAAGUGCCUACCUACCUAAAAAAGACUACAUACCUUUCUGCACAGUAUUCGGUCCUAAUCUUCAAAAGGUUUUCCUCCUGUUCGUGAAAACAGUGACACCUAAGAGCAACUUUUCCUCUUGAAACACUGAACAAGAUUAUUGCAUACUGGUAUCGAAAUUUACCUCGGCUACUUGCAGCCUUUAAAUGCUAAUUUUUCUGGACUGAACUGACACCCCCCCCCCCCACAAAUGUACUUACCUAUAGACAAAUUUUUGUUGUGUUGUUUGUCUUUUGUCUCACUUUUACCUAGUUUAUUGAUUAUUUUUAGUAUUGUUGUAAAGUUUUCUGAAUAUUAAAGAGUAGCAGUAAGUAAUCCAAGUCGUGGAUUUGCAAAAUUUCAUCUGUUUGUGAUGGUUGUUUCUAGAAAGUUGAGCAAAAUAAAAGAAAUGAUAAACCAA